Molecule: messenger RNA, 237 nt
Organism: Spirometra erinaceieuropaei
Lineage: Eukaryota; Metazoa; Platyhelminthes; Cestoda; Diphyllobothriidea; Diphyllobothriidae
Source: the annotation of a GenBank genome assembly
AUGAACCAGAAAUGGCCAUUCCGGUCUCCCAUUCCGGUCUACUACUACUACUACUACUACUACUACUACUACUACUACUACUACUACUACUACUACUACUACUACUACUGCUACUACUGCUACUACUACUACUACUACUACUACUACUACUACUACUACUACUACUACUACUACUACUACUACUACUACUACUACUACUGCUACUAUUCGAUGUACGAUUGCCUGCGAGGGUUCUAG